GUUGGCGUCACUCCAGCCUCCGGUGAAACUGCGCAAGUGCAGCCCGGAGCCCGGCGGAACACACCCGCUCCAUCCCAGGCGCUCUCCCCUCGGAUUGCAUUUCCCAGAGGACACCGCUGUCCACAGCUACUUCCGGUAGGAGCCUCGCAGGAAUGGUGUCCGGGUAGAGGCAGGUAAGGAUGUCCCGGGCCGGUGGAGAAGGCAGAGCUGGGCGUGUGGCUUCGCUUGGAAUCCGAAUCAGAACUUGGACCAGAGCCUUCCCUGAGGAUGCUGAAGCAACACCUUCUUUGGAUUGAGUUUCUUCCAGAGGGAACCAAGAAGAGGAUUAAAUAAUACAUUCAAUUCUAAAAUAAGACAUGGCCCAUUACUAUUAUUUGUCAUUUUAGGAGUUGGUGAUGUUCAGAGAUGUGGCUAUAGAUGUCUCUCAGGAGGAAUGGGAAUGCCUGAACCCAGCGCAGAGGAAUUUGUACAAGGAGGUGAUGUUGGAGAAUUAUAGCAACUUGGUGUCACUUGGACUUUCUGUUUCUAAGCCAGCCGUAAUCUCCUCAUUGGAGCAAGGGAAGGAGCCCUGGAUGGUUGUGAGGGAAGAGACAGGAAGAUGGUGCCCAGACUUGGCGUCCAGAGAUGAGCCCCAGAAGUUAUCUCCAAAAAGGGAUAUUUAUGAAACAGAAUUAUCCCAGUGGGUUAACAUGGAAGAAUUUAGAAGCCAUAGUCCUGAGAGAUCAAUUUUCAGAGAUAUCUGGGAAGGCAACUGUCAUUUUGAGCAACAUCAGGGACAAGAGGAGGGUUAUUUUAAACAACUUAUGAUUAACCAUGAAAACAUGCCCAUUUUUAGCCAACAUACUUUACUCACUCAAGAAUUUUAUGAUAGAGAGAAAAUCUCUGAAUGUAAAAAGUGUAGAAAAAUCUUCAGUUACCAUUUAUUUUUUAGUCACCACAAAAGAACUCAUUCUAAAGAACUUUCUGAAUGUAAAGAAUGCACAGAAAUUGUUAAUACACCAUGCCUUUUUAAACAACAGACAAUUCAAAAUGGUGACAAAUGCAAUGAGUGUAAAGAAUGUUGGAAGGCCUUUGUUCAUUGCUCACAACUUAAACAUCUAAGAAUUCAUAAUGGUGAAAAACGCUAUGAAUGUAACGAAUGUGGGAAGGCCUUUAAUUAUGGCUCAGAACUUACUCUACAUCAAAGAAUCCACACUGGUGAGAAACCUUAUGAAUGUAAAGAAUGUGGGAAGGCCUUUAGACAGCGAUCACAGCUUACUCAACAUCAGAGACUUCAUACUGGUGAAAAACCCUAUGAAUGUAAGCAAUGUGGGAAGGCUUUUAUUCGUGGCUUUCAACUUACUGAACAUCUGCGACUCCAUACUGGUGAGAAACCUUAUGAAUGUAAAGAAUGUGGAAAGACUUUUAGGCAUCGCUCACAUCUUACUAUACAUCAGAGAAUUCAUACUGGUGAGAAACCCUAUGAAUGUCGGGAAUGUGGGAAGGCCUUUAGCUAUCACUCAAGCUUCUCGCACCAUCAGAAAAUUCAUUCUGGCAAGAAACCUUAUGAAUGUCAUGAAUGUGGGAAGGCUUUUUGUGAUGGCUUACAACUAACCCUACAUCAGAGGAUUCAUACUGGUGAGAAACCCUAUGAGUGUAAGGAAUGUGGGAAGACUUUUAGACAGUGUUCACACCUCAAAAGACAUCAGAGAAUUCAUACUGGUGAGAAACCUCAUGAAUGCAUGAUAUGUGGUAAGGCCUUUAGACUUCAUUCACACCUUAUUCAACAUCAAAGAAUUCAUACUGGUGAGAAACCCUAUGAAUGUAAGGAAUGUGGGAAGGCCUUUAGCUAUCAUUCAAGCUUCUCACACCAUCAGAGAAUUCAUUCUGGAAAGAAACCUUAUCAACGCGGGAAGGCGUUUAAUCAUAGAUUACAACUUAACUUACAUCAGACUCUUCAUACUGGUGAGAAGCCAGUCAGGUUUCCUCUCCUCCCUCCCCAUCCUAGUCUAGGAUCAUGAAAUUUGUUGAUGGAAAUACACAUUGUGUUUGUUUUAUUUAAGGAAAAAGUUGGUAAGCCACCAGUUUCAUUAGUAUUGAUUUAUUUAAGCAAUCCUUGAAAAUCAAAUGUUUUUAAGUGAGAAAAUGGAAAAGUAAUUAAAGUGUAAAUUUUGGUCUCAUUUUAAUGCUGUUUCUGAGUUAUUGUAUUAACCAUUAUUGAGAAUACUUUUUUUAUUGAGAAUAAAUUUUCUAAAAUUACAUGUUUCACUGAAACCAGUGAAAUAUAGCAUAAAUAAAAUGAGAACAAUUUCCUCCCUUCCCUCAAAUCUCUAA
Pongo pygmaeus (Bornean orangutan) is the source of this 2313-nucleotide messenger RNA. It is a transcript of the gene ZNF461, whose product is annotated as zinc finger protein 461. Gene Ontology annotation, cellular component: transcription regulator complex; chromatin; PcG protein complex. The record is from RefSeq and is a predicted model, not a curated record. Gene Ontology annotation, molecular function: DNA-binding transcription factor activity, RNA polymerase II-specific; RNA polymerase II cis-regulatory region sequence-specific DNA binding. Gene Ontology annotation, biological process: regulation of transcription by RNA polymerase II. The coding region runs from base 396 to 2000 and encodes 534 amino acids. Lineage: Eukaryota; Metazoa; Chordata; Mammalia; Primates; Hominidae. The transcript has 5 exons.